AUGGUCUCUGCCAAGACUCUGAUCGCCAGCCUGGCUGCCACUGGCGCCAUCGCUGCCGAUGUACCCUCGCUUCAGAUCAAGGGAUCCAAAUUCUUCUACCCCAAUGGCACCCAAUUCAUCAUUCGCGGCGUCGCCUACCAGCAAGACUCGUCGGCCGGUGGCAGCGACGCCCCCAAGUCCAAUGCCACCUUCAUCGACUCGCUCGUGAGCAAGUCCAACUGCCAGCGCGACAUCCCCAACCUGGUGGCCCUCAACACCAACCUCAUCCGCACCUACGGCGUCGAUCCCACCGGCAACCACGACGACUGCAUGCAGAUGCUCGCCGACGCCGGCAUCUAUGUCAUUGCUGACCUGGGCAACCCCACCAUCUCCAUCAACCGCGCCGACCCCCAGUGGAAUGUCGGCCUCUUCACCUUCUUCCAGAGCGUCGUCGACACCAUGUCCAAGUACCCCAACGUCGUCGGCUUCUUCGUCGGCAACGAGGUCACCAACAGCAACAGCACCACCGGUGCCUCUGCUUACGUCAAGGCUGCCGUCCGUGACAUGAAGCAGUACGUCAAGAACAAAGGCUACCAUACCGGAAUCGGCUACGCUGCUGACGACUCCUCGGACCUGCGUGACACGAUUGCCGAGUACAUGAACUGCGGCGACUCGUCGACCGCCGUCGACUUUUACGGAUACAACGUCUAUGAAUGGUGCGGCGACUCCGACUUUGAGACCUCGGGAUACAACCGCAUUCUCGAUUUUUUCCAGUCGUACUCUGUCCCUGCCUUCUUUGCCGAGUAUGGCUGCAACAAGCCUGGUGGUGCUGCCAAGCGCGAGUGGCAGGAAACCGGUGCCCUGUACGCCAAGAACAUGACUGCUGUUCUCAGUGGUGGUAUCGUGUACGAGUACUUUGAGGAGGACAACGAUUACGGUCUCGUCAAGGCAUCGGAUAGCGAUAGCACUGUCACUAAGCUCGACGAUUUCGACACCCUGGAGAAGGCCAUGAAGGACAUCGAUCCCCAGGGCGUCUCAAUGUCCAGCUACAGCCCCUCCAACAAGGCCGCAUCGUGCCCCACGGUCAACUCUACCUGGGAGGCUAACGGUAGCACGCUCCCUCCCACGCCCAACGAGGCCGCGUGCGAAUGCGCCGCCAACGCCUCCACCUGCGUCCCUGCCAAGAACCUCGACACGUCGGCCUACGGUGCCAUCUUCAACUACACCUGCGCCGACGCUUCCGUGUGCUCCAGCAUCACUGGCGACCCCUCCACUGGCAAGUACGGCAUGUACAGCAUGUGCUCGGACGAGCAGAAGCUGGCUAUUGUCCUCGGCGCGUACCACACCAAGCACUCGGACGCCUCCGACUCGUGCUCCUUUGGCGGCAAUGCCACGGCCCAGAAGGGCUCGGGCAGGACGGACUGCUCCAAGCUGGCAACCAGCUCCGCCAACGGCACCAGCAACUCGACCAAGAAUGCCGGUGCGACCGUCGGCGCUCCUGGCUAUGGAGUGGUAGCGUCCCUGGCAUCCCUUGUGGCGUUGGUGGCAUCGGCGAUGGUUGCCCUGUAA
Molecule: messenger RNA, 1548 nt
Organism: Cordyceps fumosorosea ARSEF 2679
Lineage: Eukaryota; Fungi; Ascomycota; Sordariomycetes; Hypocreales; Cordycipitaceae
Product: Glycolipid anchored surface protein GAS1
Exons: 3
Coding region: 1-1548 (515 amino acids)
Biological process (GO): fungal-type cell wall (1->3)-beta-D-glucan biosynthetic process
Cellular component (GO): cytoplasm; fungal-type cell wall
Molecular function (GO): 1,3-beta-glucanosyltransferase activity
Source: RefSeq, a predicted model, not a curated record